Molecule: messenger RNA, 6602 nt
Organism: Cyprinodon variegatus (sheepshead minnow)
Lineage: Eukaryota; Metazoa; Chordata; Actinopteri; Cyprinodontiformes; Cyprinodontidae
Gene: epas1b
Product: endothelial PAS domain-containing protein 1-like
Exons: 16
Coding region: 354-2987 (877 amino acids)
Biological process (GO): cellular response to hypoxia; regulation of transcription by RNA polymerase II
Cellular component (GO): nucleus; transcription regulator complex; cytoplasm
Molecular function (GO): DNA-binding transcription factor activity, RNA polymerase II-specific; protein dimerization activity; RNA polymerase II transcription regulatory region sequence-specific DNA binding
Source: RefSeq, a predicted model, not a curated record
CGGAGGGACUGCUGCCCUCAGAAGGCGAGGAAAGUCUGGAACCUGCGGCAGCGGUGCUUACUUCUCUCCCAGCCGGUGUUGAGCGCUCUCUUCUGCGGGUGAGAGGCUGUACGAUCCUCGGCAGUGAUCUGAGACUGUACGCCCCCCGAUUAUCCACCACCUGUGGCCCCCCAGCCUGGAAGCACAGCCCCCUGCUGCAUGCCAGGAUCCUCAGGGUCCUCCUGUUCUGCGCACUGGGCCGCACUGUUUUCCUUUUUUUUGCGUUUUGCAUUUUUUAAAUAGAAAACAAGCUUUUGUUACUCUAAAGUUGGACUUAACUCAGACUGUCGGACUUACAAGACUGAGAUUAAACCAUGGCGGCUGACAAGGAGAAAAAGAGGAGCAGCUCAGAGCGGCGUAAGGAAAAGUCCCGCGAUGCGGCUCGCUGCAGAAGGAGCAAGGAGACGGAGGUGUUCUACGAGCUGGCCCACCAGCUGCCCUUACCACACAGCGUCAGCGCUCACCUGGACAAGGCCUCCAUCAUGAGGCUGGCCAUCAGCUUCCUGCGCACACGCAAACUGCUCGCCACAACCAUGAACACACACGCAGAGACACAAGAAGGCUGCGGCAGCUGUAACCAAGCCGAGGAUGGACUCAUGGACAACCUGUACCUGAAAUCUCUGGAGGGCUUUGUCACCGUGGUAACAUCAGAUGGAGACAUGAUCUUCCUGUCUGAGAACAUCAACAAAUUCAUGGGCCUCACGCAGGUGGAACUCACAGGUCACAGCAUCUUUGACUUCACACACCCAUGUGACCACGAAGAGAUCAAAGAAAACCUCAGCCUGAAGUCUGCAGGGAGCCUCCAUAAGAAAAGCAAAGACCUGAGCACAGAGCGAGACUUCUUCAUGAGGAUGAAAUGCACAGUGACCAACAGAGGGCGCACUGUUAACCUCAAGUCAGCAAGCUGGAAGGUGCUGCACUGCACCGGCCACCUGAAGAUGUACGACGGCUGCCCGUCACGAGUCCUCUGUGGCUACAAGGAGCCUCCGCUCACCUGUGCUGUCCUGAUGUGCGAACCCAUCCCGCACCCGUCCAACAUUGAUGCCCCGCUGGACAGCAGGACGUUCCUGAGCCGACACAGCAUGGACAUGAAGUUCACCUACUGCGAUAACAAAGUGACAGAGUUGAUGGGUUACUCCCCUGAGGACCUGCUGGGUCGAUCGGUCUACGAGUUCUACCACGCCCUGGACUCAGACAGCGUCACUAAGAGCCACCACAACUUGUGCACCAAGGGCCAGGCAGUGAGCGGUCAGUAUCGCAUGCUGGCGAAGAACGGAGGCUAUGUCUGGGUGGAGACUCAGGGAACUGUCAUUUACAACAGCCGCAACUCUCAGCCCCAGUGCAUUGUUUGCAUCAACUACGUCCUGAGCGACGUGGAGGAGAAGUCAGUGAUUUUCUCCCUGGAGCAGACGGAGGCCAUGUUCAAGCCACCUCACAUGAGCAGCUUCUUCACCGCCGAAGGAGCAGGCAUGACUGCAGAGGGAAGAGACUCCCUUUUCACCUCCUUCAAAGAGGAGCCAGACGACCUGGCUCAGCUCGCUCCGACACCUGGAGACACCAUCAUUUCCCUUGACUUUGGUCGUCCUGAGUUUGAGGAAUCCCAGCAGCCAGCACCAUUCCCCUCAGUGUCUUCUUCAUCCAUGCCACCUCCUGGAUCUUCAUCUUGGACAGGCGAGAGCCAGAAACCAGCUCCUGCUGCCGCUGCAGCCCAGACUCCAGCUUCAGUUCCAGGCGACAUGCCUUUAAGGGCUGGUGCUUUCACCAUGCAGCAGAAGCCUCCACCUGGAAGCGCUACUCCGAGCCUCAGCAGCUGCUCCACGCCUAGCAGCCCAGGUGAUUACUACAGCUCAGUGGAGAGCGACCUGAGGGUAGAGCUCACCGAGAAGCUGUUUGCUCUGGAGACUGACGGGAACGACAGGGCUGCACACAAAGAGGAGGACUUAAGUGACCUGGAUUUGGAAACCCUGGCCCCUUACAUCCCAAUGGACGGUGAAGACUUUCAGCUGAAUCCCAUCAUCCCAGAGUCAGAACCUCUGGAAGGGGCUGGAGCAGGAUCCAUGGGGAGCAUGAGCAACCUAACCAUCCAUCAGAGCUGCAACAAUGUGGCCAGCCUCUUCCAGCCACUGACCUCUCUUCCUCAGCCUCAGAACGGCUACCAGCAGCAACCACAAGCGGCAUGGGCCAGCGGUGAGAGAAGAGGCUCCAACCUGGGCUCUGUGGAGUCCCAGCAGAGGUCAUGCAUGAUGCGCCCCAUUCACAACCCAGCUUUCCGAGGCCCGGCCAGCACACCACUGUCUUCCAUGCAGUGGCCUCCUGACCCAAUAAUAACCUACCAACAAUGGCCGCUGAAGGCCUGUCUGAUGGACAAUCUGUCUGGGGAAGAACGCCCCUCAUGCCAGCAGAACAUGUCACUUCUAAUGCAUAAACAAAGGUCUGUUGACAAUUUUGUGCAAGCGUACAAAGACGUUAGUCCGGCUACAGUUGCCAUGAGUAACAGCAUGAAGCGCUCCUUCAACCAGAUGGCUCUGGGUGAUAAAAAGCUGACAAACAUUGUAUGGAAGAAGAUGAGGGGUGACGGCUGUAUGGAUCGCUCCCUGAGUGCAGGAUCCCUCACAGAGUCAGGGAUGAUGGGGCGCAUGAUGCCGAGAAACGGACCCCUCUUUCCCAGCCCUCUACACCAACACAGGACGUCUCAGUAUCCUGGGGAUGGGAUCAGGCGCCCCGAUGACAAACCUUUUCCCCGAAAGAGCUGCAGCUUCACAGAUUAUAACAUGUGUGCUUCUAACAAGACUGAAGGUAUAGCGAGCCGUUUGCUUGGCCCUUCUUUCGAACCCUCCUGUUUACCCCAGCUGACCCGUUAUGACUGCGAGGUCAACGUCCCGCUGCAGGGGAACCUCCAUCUCCUCCAGGGAUGUGACCUGCUCCAAGCCCUUGACCAGUGCAUCUAAACUCCAUAUGUCUGGACUUCGGCCCUAAGCCUCAACCUGCAGCCCAUGACUAAGUCUUUCUUUGCCUCUGGACCAAAUCCUGGAGGCUAGACCACCUGUAGACGGCGGAUUUAGUGAACACUUACUGCCUUACACAGUCCCUCUCCCUUCUUCCCUCUAAACAUGCAGAAAAAUACAGAGUUCAAGCCACAUACAGAGUUGAAUCAUUCUUCAGCCUAAAGCAGAUGUAGGCUGGGUGGAGGAGUGACCCCCGUACAUUGCAUCAGUUUGAAAUGGGUCGCUGGGGAAUGAAAGGUCAAUGCUGGGUAUUUAUGGGGUUAUAUAAUGUUACUCUCACUUUGUGUAUUAACGAGUUCUGACGGCAUGUAUGGAAUCACAUGGGUUGCAUUUAAAAGGUCGCGGAGGGAUGCAGUCGUUCCACUCCCAGGAUACCCCUCUAUCCUCUACCUAAAUCAUGUAGCUUUCAGGUGAACUUACACUACAUACACACUAGCAGAGACACUGUUCUCCUUCCUUUUUUUCUUUUUUUUUGACUAACUUGAGCCUUUUUCUACAUGCAUUCAGAAACUCAUUUGCUUGCAUCUUUCUUUCUGAAUCAGUUCUGCGGAGUUAUAGCUUUAGAUAUCCCACUAUAUAUUUUUCCUCAGUUUUCAUCAAUCUGUUGUGAGAUGAUUCCUUCAGCAUUUAUUCGCCAAACUGAAUAUCCUCAUUGAACUGAUGCAACACUGCCGCAUUAACACUGCCUUCUUGUGUUCUUGUAUAUGUGCUUCUUUUCAAAUAGCAGUAAAACACACCUAGUACACGUACUUCUUUUUAAAAUCUGAUCAUUUUGAAUGUGUCUGUGUGAGAACAGGGUAUUUUGUGUUUGUUUGUUAUUGUGACAUCAAUUCAACAAAUUCACCAGUUGCACAGAAGAGUUUGACUUGCACAAGGUUCAUAGGACGCAUCAAAGCAGUGGUGUGCACAGAUGACCGGGAGGAAAAGCCUGAAAAAUGUGUUCAGAUUUGCGGUUAUUUAUAUAUUGAUGGUUUUAGAAUGAUGAAAUUCGUGUGGUUUACUGUCACUAAAGAUUUUCUGCAUUUCCAGACAUUUUUAGCAGAAAGUGAUGAAUAGGAGAUUUGAUGCCAGUGUCCAAUUUGUGUAAAAAAUGUUAAGCUUGCUGCUCUAAUGUAGUUUAUUCAAAGAUUUUUCUCUUUUUUUUUUUUUUUUUUUUUUUAGAAUUACAUUAUUUAAUUAUUUGGGUAAUAUAAGCAUAAUCAGAAAGUUUAGUUUUCUUAUGCAAACUAAAAUUCACGAUGAUGAAGCUUCAUUAAGCACCAUGUAAUAGUGAUUAGCUAAUACACUUCGCAUCGUUUAUAUAUCAGUCUUGGACUGCUUAUCCUCAGGUUUUUCAAAAGGAUACCAACAGCUUCUUAUCCAGCUUGUACCAUAGCGGACAGACGUUAAAGAAAUCUGCAUUGAUGCAAAAAAAGUAAAGAUAUUAGAUGAAAUAAUGCAAACAAUUAUUUAGAUUUUUUGUUUUGUUAGCUUUUUUUAUUAAUGUAAAACAUAAAGUGUAACAUAAAAUGACCGAUUAUUACAGUUGGAUGUUUUAUGUUUAACUUGUUUUGCCCCAAACCCUAAGAUUUACUUAACAACCGCAGAGAGAAACAUGAAAGAAAUACUGGAAACGAAGUAUUCUCCUUAUACAUAAGGAGUACUUUUCCAGGACAGUAAAAGUGUUGUUCUUUAUUUAGAAAUAUUGAAAAGAAUGAAAGGAGUAGAAAUAAUGACCUGGAAUGGGAGAAAGUGCGGUUUGCAACACUGGAAGAGGUUUAAAUGAGAGGAAUGUAUGAAUGGAAGCUAAUUUAAGGGUAUUUCUGACAAUCACGGGAAGCUCAGGUUAAUCAGAUGGCGCUUGGAAGGAUUAAAACGGCAUUUUGCUGAUCAGGAGGGAACUUAAACCAUGUAGAAACUUUAGAGGGUUUUAUGGGUUUGGCAGAGACAAAAAACCCAGCAGCUAAUGAUGGAAGUCAUGUAACCUCAGUGGUCCCCUUUAGAGAAUGGAGGUCAGCCCCAUGACUCCUGUGCUCACCACUGCACAUACCAGACACAGGAAGAACAGGCCACAGCAGAAAGUCACACAUUUUUAUACUCAAUGUGGAUGUUUGUAAAAGUGCAACAACCACAAUCUCUGUGCAUUACCCUGUGAAAGCAGGUUUAUAUAUUUUAGUAAUAGGAUAAGGCCAGUUUCUGUCUUCUAUUACCAGCCAACACCAGAGAGCUUUGUUACAGAACAUUAUUGAGAGCUAUAUGUUCAUUUCUACCCAGAUGAUGUCAGGGUGCCUUCAGUGAAACAUGUUUCUUUCCUUUAUUUGUGUUUUUCUUCAUCUGACUGUUCUGAGGUCUUUCUGUAGUGACUACUUUUGAACUAUAGAUCUUUGUACACAUACACGUUAUGUAUUUAAAAACGGAGCUAAUGUUGAACAUAGUGUUUAAUGUGUCCUGGUACUUUGUCCUCAGUCGCCCUUCCUUCCAUAGAUGCUGUGUAGGUAAGAACUCUGGCUAUGCCGUUUCCUCUCGUCCCGUUUCCGUGUCGUGGUGCCCCCCCCUCCCCCGUUUGACCCACCCAGUUGUUUCUUUCUUCUCUUUUAUGUGCAAAUAUCUGUUCAAUCUGUUGGUUGGCCAGUACUGUUGUUGUUCUUACUUUGACACACAAAAAAAUAAGAAACAUCACAGCAAAACAUGACUUUCCUAACUUUCACUUUUCAGAUAUGUAGCAUUUUAAAUAAAUAAGGAAAGUGAGGUUGCCACAUAAUCGCAUCAUUUUCAAGUUGCAUUAUAUAAAAGCAAUGGUGCUUCGUAGAUCAUGUAUGUGUCAUUUUUUUUUAUUUCAUUGCAUAUCUUGGAUCCACUAACACUGUAUUUUUUAAUGUGUUCUGCCUUACUGUAUUUUAAAUAAGUAAGGCAGAACACAUAACGGACAGAUGUCUAUUACAUCUGAUGAAAUUCGUAAUAAUCUGUAAUCUCCUUCAACAGAGGACACAAGACGUCUCUAUUUUAACUCACCUGUUGUUGUUUUUUUAUUAUUUGAAUCCAUACAAUGUGCCUUAUUGUGACAUGAUGUACUGAUUUCACCCUUCAAGUGCACAGUUUCCCUCCAAAAUAUGGACUGAAUCCUUCAGCUUGUUAAUUUAUAAAGAAAAUUAUUGAAUUUAUUGUAAGUAAUCUGCUUCAACAGAGGCCAAAUCAUCCCAUUGGCUUGUAGCUUUAAUUUAAAAUAGAUUUAGUUUUGUGAUUGUUUUUCUUAUUAGCAAAGGCAGUUUGUUACUAUGAGGUAAUAACUUAGGUUUUUUGAAAUUACAAGAAUUCACAUUAAAGAUGUCUGUAAAGUUACUGGCUGAGCAGGUAGACUCAUUUCAGAUUAUAGUUGUUACCUAAUAAGUACUAUAACAGAUAAAAAUGUGUUAUAUUCACUUAAUAUGCUGUUGAGAGCUAACUCUAAAACUCAGUGGGUAAUAAAUAUAUAUUUUUUAUGUCAUUUUACGCAUCAGAAUAAAAAAAAAAACCUAAAAAAGCAGGAUAUUAUUAUAAAAUUUUACAAACAAUAUGUUCUAUCCAUCCAUCCAUUUUCUU